AUGGCUUUCAUUGGGCGAGGGAAUUCCGCCCAGCCAAGAGGAGCUGCUCAGAUUGGCUCACCAGAGGCUUACUGGGUUCAGCCUAUUUCUCACUCUCGACCCACACUUACCCUUAAACUAGAUGGUAAAAAAUUCCAGGGGAUUCUGGAUACUGGCGCUGACACCACUGUGAUCUCCCAAGACCAUUGGCCUGCCUCCUGGUCCCUUGCCUCCCUCACUGACCUCAAGGGCAUAGGUCAAUCCAGUAACAUCCUCCAAUUCUCUAAAGUCCUGGCCUGGACAGAUGAAGAGGGUAAUCAGGGUACUGUCACCCCCUUUGUGGUCCCUGGGCUCCCUGUCAACCUUUGGGGUCAAGAUAUUUUCUCCCAAAUGAAGGUCAUCCUCUAUAGCCCAAAUGAGGUGGUUACCCAACAAAUGUUACGCCUGUGCUUUAUCCCAGGAAAGGGUUUCAGUAAACUUCAACAGGGCCGAACCCAACCCAUCGCUCCCACUAUUAAAACAGAUAGGCUUGGUCUUGGCUUUGAGGGUUUUUAA
This is a messenger RNA of Onychomys torridus (southern grasshopper mouse), 534 nucleotides long. Its product is annotated as endogenous retrovirus group K member 7 Pro protein-like. NCBI's taxonomy places the organism in Eukaryota, Metazoa, Chordata, Mammalia, Rodentia, Cricetidae. Gene Ontology annotation, biological process: proteolysis. The record is from RefSeq and is a predicted model, not a curated record. The coding region runs from base 1 to 534 and encodes 177 amino acids. Gene Ontology annotation, molecular function: aspartic-type endopeptidase activity; nucleic acid binding. The transcript has 2 exons.